Vigna angularis (adzuki bean) is the source of this 1807-nucleotide messenger RNA. RefSeq lists its product as uncharacterized. The transcript has a single exon. NCBI's taxonomy places the organism in Eukaryota, Viridiplantae, Streptophyta, Magnoliopsida, Fabales, Fabaceae. The record is from RefSeq and is a predicted model, not a curated record. The coding region runs from base 542 to 1426 and encodes 294 amino acids.
AUGAGUGGGAACAUAUUGCUUGCCACAUGAAUUUAAUGGAGAGUUUCACUCUCCACUGCUUGAAGGGACACAUUUGCAUGAAUAACUCAAUGCAAAAAAGGCAAAACCACUAUCGGCAGGGCCAGUUUUCAGUUUCACUACGAAAGACAAUGCUGUUAUAUUUGGCGUUUUUGGUAGUGGAGUUAUCUCUUAUCCUCAAAAUUCUAACGCGGAUUUCAAAUUAUUAGAGUGCAACAGUUCUGAAGAAAACAACAGGUUACACGUCCCCCAACUUUUACUUGUGUUAAGGGUUACUUUAAUCUCUAAUCAAGUGCUGUCCCCAUUUUCAUCUUCUUUCGUGAUGUUGCUCAUAGUAGGUUUUCUUUUCCGUUUGUGGAAACACAUGCAACAUGCACUUAGUCAAAUGCUCGGACAAUCAUGUAUCACAUAAAGCACUUUAUUUCGUGUAUGCACCAUAUUUUUGCUGUGGCUUCAUAUAUUUAAAUGAAGGAAAUGAGCUCAAAAGUGGUUGUCUUCUGAAGAGAAACGAAAAUUAUCAUUCAUGGGCUCAUUUGUAGGACACGCAGUGCAAGGUUCAGCUCUAGCUCUCCUUGGAUUAUGGCACGCCAUCAACACCAUCAGAACUUACCUUGUGAAGGGCCCUGCAAACUUCACUGUUAGAUUCUGGUACCAGUUUAGUACCCCUCACUCCAGACUCAAACACUUGGAGCUUGUCUCCAUUUUAUCCUUUUCCAUCCUUGCAAUAUUCAUGCAAGUUCUGGACUUCCCUCAUUUCCACUAUGCUUUUAAGCUUGAUAACUUUGAGCAUGCAACUAUGUUCAUACACCUUGCUUUGUUUGCUGGUUUCUCCCUCUGCACUGAGUUGACUGAUUCACUUGACCUCUUUUCUGGCUUUGUUGGGAUACUUGCAUCCUCAGUGUUCAGUCAAGAACUGUUCCUUCUCCAUUUUCACUCCACAGACCAUGUUGGACUUGAAGGCCAUUACCACUGGCUACUGCAGCUCAUAGUGCUUGUCUCACUGGUUGCAGCUUUGGCUGCAACUAUUUUUCCUAACAAUUUCAAUGCGGCUCUAGUGCUUUCUAUUUCAGUCAUCUUCCAAGGAUGUUGGUUCAUAAACAUGGGGUUUAUGCUAUGGAUUCCAGCUUUAGUCCCUGAAGGGUGUUUGAUGAAUUUGGCCAAGGCAGGUGGCCAUGAUAUCAUUGGAGCAGUUACUUGUGGCUCCAAAGAGGCUGAUUUUAGGGCCAGGGGCUUGGCCAAUUUACAAUUCAGUUGGAUCCUGUCUGCAAUUCUGAUAUUUGCAGGAAUCAUUUGCUUGAAACUUGCUAGAAAAUGUACCAUUGCAACAAACCGAUUGGAAUAUGAGAGAAUUCAAAGUAAAGGUGCAGACUCAGCUUUGGCCAAUGAAGGUUUGAAGCAGGGCAGAUAAUCUACCACAGUUUGUAGAACAGGCCUGGUGCUUUCAUUUUUAAGGUCUCAAGUGUAUACAAGAGACCUGAGCUAUGCAAUGAAAAAUAAGCUACAGUGUGACCAAGUUUAGAUUGAUGUCCAACAAUCUGUUGGGUUUUAUAAAAUCUACAGCAAGCUAUAUGAUGUUGGUAGUGUCUAUUAAGUUGCUGGUAUGUCUGUGUAAGAAACUAAUAUCUCCAGAUCUUGAUUGCUUCAUAAAUUCCUUGGAUUUCCAACAACGGACUGUGAUAUUGGACUACUGGAUUAUAAGAAUGCUUCUGUGUGUUAGCUUACUGUUUAGUUUUUUGUGUAUAGUUGAUAACUAUAAAUGACCUUGAUGUUGCAAAAUUUCUGAUUUUCA